AUGGAUCAUUACCCUCGAAUAAACCGGGAUUCCGAAGAUUCUUACUCACACCCACCUAGGUCAAGAGCUAGCAGUACAGUCUCAACAACAGCAGGGUUUCGCAACUUGAAUCUUGUCGAUUCGUAUCAUAGCCGACCAGUAUCUUCGCGAGGACCCCAAGCGUCUUACACAAGUGGCCCUCAUUGCUCUGCGCCAUCAAUACCAAACCACGCAUCUUAUCCGGCUUUACCCUCCCGGGCUGCUUUGGAUGCUGAGUGGAACGAGAGACAAUUUCAAUCUCAAGACAUACCUUCAUUAAAGGUUGAACCAGUCCAGGAGUCUUUCCCUUCUACAUCUUCUUUACCACCACCUUCAGUAACAUCCACAAUGAGUACUGUAGCAGUAGCUUUCGAUCCCAGAUUGGAGAUGGGAAUUCCCCGCUCCACUUACACAUGGCCUGGUCUUGAGUCGGGUCAUGAUCUACUCGGGCACGAUCUAAGUUCUGUCGGCCACGGUUCAGAUGCUAGCAUGACUCCCCCGAGUGCCUCCCGAUCUUUAACUUCCAGCCCUCCACGGUUCACAUUUACGCCAGAGCAGCGAGAACUCAAGAGGCAGCGAGAUCAAGCUAGACGGGAUUCUAAGACAACAGUUCGAGCACGCCGCGCCAUGAGCACAUACUCCUCCGCUUCUCAGUCUCCUACGUUGUCAAUGCAUGAGUUUUCUUCUGCAUCGCCCGUGCCCGUGUACUCGACAGCGCCAUCGCAAAUAUCUCUUCUUGCAGAGCCUGCGACGACUAUGGCAGGAUCAUAUAUGCCAUCUUACUCAACAUCGCCUCUACCUGACCACGGCUCGCCGAUGUUUGCAUCUCACUUCUCUUCAUUGCCACCCGCCGAUUACUUGGGUUUGAACUAUUCUCCGGGCUACCCCCCGCCACCUCCAUCCGCGCAUGGCCUACCUUCGCACUACAGCCGCCCGUCACCCCCGAUGCCUGAACCUGCAAUGAUGUAUCCUGUCCAACCUCCUCAAGUUCUUUCUUCUGGUAGUGCUACCGGGCAGGAAUCCGGCCACGUCCGUGUUGUACAGAGCCGGCCCAAACCGCAAUGCUGGGAACACGGCUGCAACGGAAGACAGUUUUCCACCUUUAGCAACCUCCUGAGACACCAGCGUGAGAAGUCGGGACAAGCUGCUAAGGCAACAUGCCCCAACUGCGGUGCUGAGUUCACCAGGACUACUGCUCGCAAUGGACAUUUACUACACGACAAGUGCAAGCAAAGGCGAAACAACUAA
This is a messenger RNA of Daldinia caldariorum, 1266 nucleotides long. RefSeq lists its product as uncharacterized. Lineage: Eukaryota; Fungi; Ascomycota; Sordariomycetes; Xylariales; Hypoxylaceae. The record is from RefSeq and is a predicted model, not a curated record. The transcript has 5 exons. Bases 1 to 1266 code for a protein of 421 amino acids.